Messenger RNA from Candida dubliniensis CD36, 3546 nucleotides. RefSeq names its product condensin subunit (gene YCS4). Lineage: Eukaryota; Fungi; Ascomycota; Pichiomycetes; Serinales; Debaryomycetaceae. Gene Ontology annotation, biological process: mitotic chromosome condensation; mitotic cell cycle; meiotic chromosome condensation. Gene Ontology annotation, molecular function: histone binding. The record is from RefSeq and is a predicted model, not a curated record. Gene Ontology annotation, cellular component: condensed chromosome, centromeric region; nucleus. The transcript has a single exon. The coding region runs from base 1 to 3546 and encodes 1181 amino acids.
AUGGAUUUCAAUCUUUCAUCAUAUUUCAACGCGUUUGAUGUUGAUAAGGAUUAUCAAAUAGAGUUUUCUGAUGUGGAUUCAAAAUUAGAUGCUAUUACAGAUUCUUUGGCAAACAAUCCCGAAUCCCUAAAUUAUAACCAGGAAUUAUUAGAAGAUCUUGUUGAGUUGACACAUGGAUUUAGAGUGUUGGAGGAAAAAAAGCGUCAUCAGUUAGCAUAUCUUAUUACUUCUUCUUUAAAUGCUGUUGGACAAUCAUAUGAUAACGUAAUCCAGGCUGGUGAUUUUCUCGACAAUGUUGAUACUAUCAAGUCAACUUUAGAAAGAUAUGGCUAUUUGAUAUUUGUUCUUUUGAAGUAUCUCGGGAAAGAGGAUUUCUCACAGGUUGGCAAUGCAAGAUCACAGAAAGCUGUUCCUCGGGAAGUAUUGGCUAGAUGGAAAUCAAAUUGUACUGAAGUCGAGAAUGGUUUGACUGCAGUUAUAACUAUCUUGAACCUUGACUUGAGUAAAGUAUUUGUCACAACCCCUGAACGGGAUUCAUUUGUGGAAUUGUUUUCCAGACCGAUUAUUAAUUUGAUGGAAAGCCCAGAGAGAAUGAAGUUGGUACCUAUUAAAUUGUUGAUUUUCAAGGCCUUGUGCAUUGCUGUCACCAAACAUAAACAUGGAUCUAUGCUUCAGCACUCCAUCAUUCAAUGUCUCACGUAUUAUGCUCAUUUGCCACAGUAUAUGGCAGGAUUACUACAUACAUUGACAGAAAAAUACGAUUAUAUGGUUUUAACUGAAGAAAUAUUACGAGAGAUUUCCCAAACUCAUUUCAACUCAAAUGAUACCAACGGUCCGAAAGCAGUAUCUGAAUUUCUUAUCAAGUUGUCAGAGUUGAGUCCAAGGUUAAUUUUGCGUCAGAUGACAAGUAUCUCACAGUUAUUGGAUAAUAGUAAUCAAACAUUAAGAUGCUCGGUUGUGGAAGCAUGUGGUAACAUUGUUGUUGAUAUUCUAAAAAAUAGUACUAAAGAUCAAGGUGAAGAUGAAGAUGCAGAUUAUUAUAGACACCAGGUCGUCAAACUCUUGAAUUUGUUAGAAGAGAGAUUUUUGGACCAGAAUCCCUAUGUGCGUACAAAGGCAUUCCAAGCUUUGUCUAAAGUCGCUGAUCUAAAAGUCAAAUUAACUGAACGAAGACAGAAAAUGAUGAUGUUGGCUGUAAGGUCACUCGAAGAUAGAAGUACUUUGGUCAGAAGAAAUGCCAUUAAAUUGAUGUCUAAAUUAAUACUUAAUCACCAAUUUCAAGGUUCUCACGGAACACAGUUGGCAUUGACAUUCUGGAAACGAAAAUUAGACGAUGCCGAAGCGGAACUAAUGAAAUACAUACCUGCAGAUGCCCAACCUAGGACUGAACAAUCAGACUCCAGUGGUGUCGAAGAUAAUGGAAAUGAAUUGGAUAAAGUAGAGCAAGAGGAGGAUCUGAACGAAAGAGAAGAAACCAUUAAGGAAGGUGAACCAAUAAUGGACAUUGAUAAAGAGAAUGUUUCGGAAGAAGGUGAAGGUGAAGGUGAUAUUGUUGCCAACACAUCAUCUUUUAAUGAUAAUUUACCGGAUGCAACUGUCUUGGCAAGGGUUAAAUUAACUACCAACUAUUAUAAAGAUGCUGUGGAUUUUGUUGAAGCUGUCCAUCAUGGAACUGAAGUUAUUUCUGGGUUAUUAUUUUCUAAGAAUAGAAAUGAGGCGAUAGAUGCAAUGGAUUUCCUUGUUUUGGCAGAUGCUUACGGUAUCGAAAACUCGCACAUUGGUAUCAGAAAAAUGCUUCAUUUGGUUUGGAUGAAAGGGUCUUCUGAUGAAGGAAAAUCGGUACCUGCACAUUUAAUUGAUUGCUACAAGUCAUUGUUCUUGAUAGCUCCAGCUUCUGCCAGUAAGAUUGAGAAAGCUACUUAUAUUGCCAAGAAUUUAAUUGGUUUGACCUUGAAAGCUUCUGUAGCAGAUUUGGCUUCAUUAGAGAAGUUGUUGGGUCUUAUGUAUGCGGCAAUGAUGAUCAAUUUUGAAGUUAUUAACGUAUUGUGGCAAAUUUAUAACCUCAAUGAUCGCAGUGAGGAAGUGAGGAAACAGAAACGAGGAGCUAUCAUUAUUUUGGGGAUGCUUUCUCUUGAAGACAAUCAGAUUGCCGUUAAGGGCUUUGACUCCUUAUUGAAUAUUGGAUUGGGUGAGGAAGGUAAAGACGAUUUGAUCCUUGGUAGGUAUACGUGUAUUGCGUUACAACGUGUUAUAUCAGCAGACGCAAAGAAAAAUUCUACUGUGGUCAAAAUUCCAAGAGAAGAAGAAGCGAUAGCUAAAUUCAAACAAAUUUUAAUUGAUUAUAAUGAAAAUCCAGAAUGGUAUUCUAUUAGUGAAGAAGCAAUUGAUGCUAUUUUUCAACUAUCAUCAGAGCCUGACAGGGUUUGUUCAGAUGUUAUCAAAAGUAAAGCGAUUGCUGUUUUCGAUGACAGUAAAGCUUCCGUGGAGAAUCCGGGUAUUGCAUUGUCUCAGUUGCUAUUUAUUGCUGGGCAUGUUGCAAUCAAGACAAUUGUUUUUCUAGAGAAACUUGAAGGACAAUUCAAAAAGAAAAAGCAUGAAGCUGAAUCGAAAAAGGGUACUGGAAUUUCCAACAAUGGUGGUGCUGGUGGUGCUGGUAGUGCUGCUGCUGCUUCUGGUGGUGCUGCUGACACUCAAGAGGAAGCAAAUGAAGAGAACGAGUUGGAAAUGAUUGGAGGUACUUCCGAAGAUGAUUUUGCUGAUGCCGUCGUACAUGUCAAAGAACGAGAAUUACUCUAUGGUGAUUAUUCAUUAUUGGGAAGAUUUGGACCUUUAGUGAAAGAAAUUUGUGCACACCCUAAACAAUUUCCAAAUUUGAGGUUGCAACGCUCUGCUGUACUUUGUUUGGCUAAAUUGAUGUGUGUUUCAUCGAUCUAUUGUGAGGAGAAUUUGCCAUUAUUACUUCAAAUUAUGGAAAAAUCAGAUGAUCCUGUCACUCGAUGCAACUGUGUACUUGGUUUGGGAGAUGUGGCUGUUUGUUUUAACAAUAUUGUGGACGAAAAUACGGAAUACAUAUACAGUCGUCUUACCGAUGAGAAUAUUAUGGUGCAAAGAACAUGUUUGAUGACAGUCACAUUUUUGAUCCUUGCCGGUCAAGUGAAGGUAAAGGGUCAAUUGUCGUCUAUGGCCAAGUGUUUGGAAAAUCCAGAUCAAAGUAUAAGUGACAUGUGUAGAUUAUUCUUUGCAGAAUUGGCUACCAAAGACAAUGCAAUUUACAAUGGAUUCAUUGAUAUUUUCAGUGGGUUGUCUAAUGACCAAACCUUGGCCAAAGAUGAGAUGAAACGAAUUAUACGAUUCUUGGUCGGGUUUAUUGAUAAAGAAAAGCAUCAGAAGCAAUUGGCAGAAAAGUUGUUGGCAAGGUUACCAAAGUGUCAACUGGAAAAUCAAUGGCAAGAUGUGGCUUUUGUUUUACAAACUAUUCCUUACAAAAACGAUGCUAUUACUGCUGCCUUAGAAGAAGGUUUCACGUUGGUUCUGGCCAAGCAUUAG